AUGGAUCAUUUCCUGUCAUGGCCUGGGAAGGGCAGCGGAGCGGAGGAAAGCCAGAAGAAGGAGGCAGAGGACACAGUUUUCGCAUCCAUCACCGAUGUCUCCGCACGGCAGCCGCCUGCCAACAGCUCCCAGGUGGCCACGCAAUUGUCUUGGAUGGGGCAGCAGAAGCGAUUGUCGAGCCGCCAGCAGAAGCUUCAUCACACCCUGCGCCAGCUGCAGAGCAUGCGGUACAAAAUGAAUGACGAGGCAAAGCCUUGGAUGGACUCGGAUGGUUUGAUCCUCUGGUCCAAGUGGCGCAUUCGAGCUGCACGAGUGGUGCUCUCCCAGGCCUUCGAGAGCUGCAUGGGCUUGGUGAUUCUCAUCAACUUCGGCUUCAUCGUCUUCGAGUCGGAUCGAGAUUCGAAGUGCUACCCCGACUAUGCUGGCCGGUAUGAUGCCUGCCCCCAGCGGAGUGAGCUGCUGGAGUGGCUGCGGUUAGUGAACCUCACACUUCUCAGCGUCUACACACUUGAAGCGCUCUGUCGGGCCUUUGUGGAGCGCUCUCAAUAUUUCUGCAAUCGCUGGAAUGUGGUGGACCUCCUUGCGGUGCUUCUGGGCUGGCCGACCGUGCUCUCCCUAGGCUCCGGUAAUCUCCACCUCCUGCGCAUGGUCCGGUUCGUGCGGCUAAUCCGAGCUCUGCGCGUCAUCAUCUCAGUGCCAGAGCUGUACUUGCUGGUGACCGGCUUUUCAUCCUCCAUCAAGGCCAUCAUUUUCGGUUCCCUGCUUCUGGUGGCUGCCUUGGUGUUCUGGGCCGUCAUUGCCGUGGAGGUCCUACAUCCCAUCAUCUCGGUCCUCCCCUAUCCCGACUGUGGAAACUGUUCCGCUGGAUUCAGCGGCAUCUUCGCCGCGACAGUUACGCUUUUCCAGCAGAUGGUCAUGGGAGAUGCAUGGGGUGCGAUUUCUUUGCCACUGAUUGAGGCGGCGCCAUGGACCUUCCCUGUCCUCUUCGUGAUGAUGAUGACGGUCUCUCUGGGCGCCAUGAAUCUCAUCCUCGCCGUGAUAGUCGAGCGGGCCGCGCAGGGGCGGGACAAGGACCAGGAGCGGAAGAUCAAGCAAAAGGAGGAAGAAAGGUCAAAGAACAUGAUAGACCUGGCCGUGCUAUGUGCCACGAUGGAUGAAGACAACAGUGGAUCUUUGUCCCUGGUAGAGAUGCUGCACGGAUACGAUCGUAACGAGGAGUUUCGGAAACUCAUGCAGGUGAUGGACAUCAAGCGGGAUGACAUGCAAACCAUCUUCCGCGUCCUCGACAGCGAUGACUCCGGUGAGGUGUCUUACUUCGAGUUCUGCCAGCAUCUGGGCAGCUUCCUCGAGCGAGAUCCGGUGGUGAUGCACUCCUUGGUGAAGCGCGCAAGUCGGUUUAGGGACUGUUGA
This is a messenger RNA of Symbiodinium sp. CCMP2592, 1410 nucleotides long. The record is from the annotation of a GenBank genome assembly. Lineage: Eukaryota; Dinophyceae; Suessiales; Symbiodiniaceae.